AUGGCGGAGACAAGAGACGAUGAGUUGAAGGACGACGACACCUCGCCUCUGCCCGCCAGCGUCGCGCAAUGUCCGCUGUUCCUCCUCCCGCGCGAGAUUCGCGACCGCGUGUACUCAUUCUGCCUCACGUCGCAGAACGGGCAGCAAGUGGAGUGGCCGAGCGCGAUGAAGUCCUACACCACGCAACCCCAACUCCUGCGCACCUGCAAAAUCAUCUACGACGAAGCUGGACCGCUGCUCUACUCGCUCAACGCCCUCACUUUCCACCACCCCUCCGACGCCAACAUGUUUGUGCGCGCCAUCGCGUCGCAGCCCAUGGCGCAGCACACCACGCGCGUCAACCUGCACAUCAAGGCGCAAGAGACCUCGCUGUGGACCAGGUAUCUCAGCUCGCGCGAUCCCAUCCGCAGCUUGAAGUGCGACUUCCCCGGCCUGCGCGAGCUGCAGGUCAAGUACCGCAGCAACAAAUGGAGCCACACGCAGACGCCGCACUCCAACAUGAAGACGUGGAGUUAUGAUGAGAACCUCGACCAGCUUAUCAACGGCUUCCGCGAGGUCUUCCUCCCCGACGGGCCGGCGGGGGGCUUCCUCAACAUCAACAAUGGCACCGACAUCCCGCUUUCGCCCACAGAUACCGAGAUGAACGCCUGGCUCGCCAACCCGCUCCCUGCCUCGCCCACCCCAGCCGACCUAAGGUGCCAACACCACUGGCUCAAAGUCCAACGCAGGCUCGCCGCCACCCCGCCCGCGCCCACAAUCCGCAUCAUCUGCACCUGCCGCGUGCACGUCACGCACUUCGCCGCCCUCACCACGCCCCCUCACCCCGGCGCCGUGGACCUGAUGCGCCUCCACAACGCCAACGCCACUCCCUUAGUGCACCCUCCCAACGAGAGCUCCCUAUUGCACCUCGGACAGCGGCUCGGCGACGAUGUUUUCUCUCCUAUACCGCCUGUGAAGGAGGGAGAGCCGUUUCGUGGCUUCACGCCUGUCGAUUUGCGCGCGGGCUUGAAGCGCUUGUUUGAUCCCGAGCUCGGGUGGGCGAAUGUUGCUGUUACGCCUUUUGCGAAUCGCAGUGGGGUGCUUUUGGCGUUGGAGAUUCAUUCGCUGGAGGGGAGGGGGAGGGAGAAUGCUGCUGCUGCGGUGGGGGGAUGA
Molecule: messenger RNA, 1152 nt
Organism: Neohortaea acidophila
Lineage: Eukaryota; Fungi; Ascomycota; Dothideomycetes; Mycosphaerellales; Teratosphaeriaceae
Exons: 1
Coding region: 1-1152 (383 amino acids)
Source: RefSeq, a predicted model, not a curated record